GGUAACGUUAAGAUAUGCUAAGCAUGUCCCUCGAAGUGAAGAAAUCGUCAUGGCACCAGCUACUGCACAAUUGGUACAGCUCACCAUCAGCUCGGAACUUGCUCGGAGACAGCACAUCCCUGUUCCUGACAUGCUACCAGCAGCGGAGAUAGUAGUCGAAGCUGGACGAUCAUUCACCAUGGCUGCUGAGGAAGAGGCUUCAAGACUUUCAACAGAUUGUUCCAGACAAGUGCGCAGUCUGACCAAAGAUUUGAAUCUUGCUGGUAGCGAUCUGAUGAGUGUUAGUCAUGCUCUUCGCACUGAUCAAUCUGUUGCUUUACGCACUGCCCUCCGUGACUCCUGCUUCCAGUAUAAUUUAACUGUUAUGAAGAUAUUGUUGUCACUAGAUGGUCAAAAGAUCAAAAUAAUCAAAAGUUGCGGUGAACAGCUAGUUGCAGAAAUACACUCUAUUCCUCAUACCUGUGGCAACAUGAAAACUUUGGUUCCACUCUUCAAACAUUUCAUAGAAGAUCUAACUCAAUUUUGUUACAGAAUCACAGAUUACCAUAAAGAAAUAAAGGACAAAAACACCAGGGCAACUGUGGAACAAGGACUGAAGAUUAUCAAACGUACGCCGACAGUCAUAUCAAAUAUUUUGCAAGACCGGGGCAGGAGAUCUGUAAUUCAGACAGACAGUCAGCUGAACGAGAACAUUAAAACUUUUGUGACCACAGUUAGGAAUAUGCUGGGCGCUUUAAACACAAUAGAUGUGGAAUCAGCUACAAGAUACUUGGAACUUGUGCUCCACGCCAGUAUCGCAGUCGCUGGGGAAACUUCGUCCAAGAGGAGGAAUAUCAUCAGCACAAUUUGCAGCAAGAUCAUUAGAGUAAGAUCUGAACUUGCAAAGUUAUUCGCAGUUACAAGUCAGUCAAGUCAGUCUUGGAAUGUCAUCAACCAGCUCUCCAACCAGAUGGGGGAACAGUUCUCCGAGUUAAACAGAAUCCUCUCACAGACCUACAAAUCAUGCGAGCAAACCACUGAACAGUUCAAACCACUGGUAAAUCUGAGAGAGGCUGCUCAGAGAUCUUAUGUACAAAACGAUCCUGAAUUGGAGAAAUACAUAGAGAGAUUUAAACAGCAUGCGAACAGGCUGAUUGAUAUCACGGAAUAUGCAGUUGAGGUCAGUAAGGAGGAUGAUGACAACAUUUUGGUACUACAGAGAAUUGCUGCUGAUAUAAGCAUCCUUGGCCCGAAAAUCAUUGCCUGUGCUUUAUCUGUUCACGCCCAUCCUAAUGAAAAUGUAACUCUUGCUUUCAUGAAUGCAAUGUGUAACGAGUGGUCUAAAGUAGUUUCCAGACUGUUGGCUCUCAUCGACAAUUUAACAAACACUGGCGAGUUUCUUAGAGCUUCAGAAAGUCACAUUAAUAAAGAUGUAGCACUCUCUAAACAAGCAUUUAUCAACCAAGAUACUGUCGCUUUACUUCGCGCUGCCAAAGCUAUGAUCAAUAAAGCUCAGAGAGUUUUCCACGUAGGGCAGAAGGAACUUUUAAAAUCGACCAGCACCAAAUUCUCCUCUCAGCUUGAAGCUGCAUUAGCUGAUUUGGAACACGUGCUACCGAGGAUUAUCUCACUAACACAAGCUACAGUUGAGGACUUUAAAGAUAUAGAAUCUCAAGAAGAACUUGCUGGAGUGGCCCAUGAAAUAGCGCGCGCUGUGCACCAGAUAAAGACAGUGGUGUGUGAGGACCAGGGAGAUGAAGUAACUACCCAGGUAGAUGCUGCUAAUAGACUGGCAUCUGCUCUCAGGGGAGACACUGGCUUCUUUGAUAUCGGGGUUCAGACCUACUCGGAAGAUAUCACCAGUAAUGGCACUGAACCCCCCGAUAUCUUGCUGCAGUUUGCUAUGAAGGACGACUCUUUAGAUCCUGAUGACAUUAACAAGCUUGUUGGAGUGAAGGGUAUUAGAAAACCCCCAGCUUCUAUUAACGAUGCUAUAAUCUGCCUGGCAGAUCUCAUCACCACCGCUAUGAACGGGGAGACGGUAGAAAGUUGUAUUUCAGUCCUGACUGCUCACUGCGGUAGGAUAAAGGAGUUAAGUCAGCAGUGUCACAGCCUCUCUGAUAAUCAGACCCGGCUCAGAACCAUAGAUUUCCUGGUUAAAGAAAUGAACAAACUGACCCCAAGUGUUAACGACGCAGCCAGGAAAACUGCUAGCAAUAACAAAAACGCAGUAGCGAUAGAAAACCUGCGGUGGAGUGCUCGUCAUUGGGCUGACAGUGUGAUAGUUCUGGGUAAAGCAUAUGAUGACUUUGGGUUGGGACCCAGUUCCAGUCAUCAAGCAGUGAAAGUUCCCUCAAUGAACGGUCUAAUAUCAGCGGCUACAUCAGGUGACAAGGACAUGACAGAGGCAGAGCUAGACUCCUUAUCUCUCAGAACAACUAAGCAGAUAGACCUUGCUACCUACUGUUCUGCAGCGUGUCUCAGUUCCACAGUGGCACAGCAGAUAGACAAUACUUCAGGGGAGUUGGAGGACGUGUUCAGUGAAAUGAGUAGAACCUCCCAGGCUCUGGCUCAUUGCCAAGACGACGUUACACUGUCUUAUCUGGAGCACGUGUGCGCGCAAUGGCAGGAACUGUACUUACAACUGUGUACUUUGGUGGCUGAUAACCAACCUGAUACUAUACCAGACGAAACGGAACUAGGCAUACCACCCUCUAAAGUUAACAUAGCUAUCGAGCAACUUAUUUCCUCUGCUAAAUCUGGCAAUCGUCCAAAAGUUCAGGUUCUGGGUAACUCUCUGUCAGCCAUGACAACUAAAAUGAGGAGAAUAUCCAGACCUUUUGAUGAGUCUAAUGAGUAUCCUGAGUACCAGCGAGAUUACAUUAACGAGGUUAACGAGGAGUUGAUGAACAUUACUCCUGAGGUUAUUAAGUUUGGUCUGCUUGUUGCGGCUGACACUCAUGAUAAGGAUUUCUGUUCUCAACUUGAUGCUUACGGAAAGGAAUGGGUAGAUAAAAUGAUCAGCUUGUCAAAUGCUCUGGAAAUGAUACCAGAGAUGAGUAAUAACAGCAAGGACGAUGCAAUGGAAGCUGUAAGUCUAGAGAGUGAAGAAUUGAACGUAGAGCUUGAUUCAGUGACAGUGGAACUUGAAGAACCGCCUGAAUCUGCGCCGGUACACACAGACAAAGAGAGAAAACACAACCAUCACCCUGAGGACCUCCACCAGCCAAUCAGAGCUGCUGGUUACAGGUUAGUACGGCAGGGAACGAUAAUGGAGGAGGGGAAUGAACUGAGGGAGAUAAAGUCAAUCACCACUAAGUUAUGUGACUGUCUGCAAGUGCUCAGUUCAACGCACACUGAUGUCAAUGAGAGGUAUGAGAUGGAGGACACAGUGGAUCAGGUUAAAGGAACAGUAAACCAGAUUUUGCUGAUGAGACCUGGUGAUCUAGAGGAUUCUGUGGAGGACUGGCUGCACUCCAUCAACAGUGUUACAUCUCAUCUGGACACAUUCCUUAAACCUCUCCUUGACAUUGUCAGUUCUCCUAAAAACAAAGAUGUGUUCUCCACGUCGGCAGAGAGGAUAACUAAACUAGUGGAAUCUGUCACUGAAAUAACAUCAGAUCUGCAACUUGGCGUGUAUCUGAAGCUGAUAACCAACGAGAAGGAGAGAGACGGGGUGGAGCUGGUCAAUGUGACGCAGGAUCACGUGAACAAGAUGACACCUGCGUUAUGUGACGCUAUACAAGUUGUCACUUCCAGACCUAAUGACACCCUGCAGAGGACCAAGUUUGAAGCUAUCAAAUACCAAUGGGCAACUAAGUUUAGACUUCUCAACAUUGCAAUAGGUGACAUUUUGGGGCAUCACAGCUCUUUCCCUGAGUUUGCAGACAGGAAGGAUUGCUGGGUUGUUGAGGAGGACAUGGAGAGAUUGCUCACCUCAGUGUACCUCAUAUCAGAUAAACUAAUAGAGUGUGAUUACAAGGACUUAGUGUUUAAACACAUCAACAAGUUAAGAGAGCUGCAAGGUUCAAUGAGCAGUGUUCAUUUAAUGGACCCAGCCCAGUACAUGCUGCUAAAGACGGAUAUAACAUUUGCAGUGUACUGUAUCCACAGUGCGGUUAUUACUACAUGUAGUGCGGUUACUGAUCUAGUACCUGAGUUACCUGCUGACCUGGCGGACUCUAUUGAGUGUGAUCCUGGGACACUGUCUGAUACAGCAGACCAUGCUAUAGAUAUGAUAACAACUAUCUCAGACAGGGUGGAGGCUGAGGGAGGGGAGGCUGAGGACCAAGAGAAGGUUCAGAAGAUGAGGAUCCUAUCUUCUUCCCUCAUUGAGACACUGGUUCUUAUAUCUGAUCAGCCGUCAACUGAGGUGCGACUAGAAUACAAACAGUGUUAUGUAGACUGGCUGUGUCAAGUAAUGGAACUGGCUAAAAAGACAUCAUUUGAAGCUCUCAAACCCCGGAACAUACUGAUUGAUGACGUCAUUAAGAGUGAUGACGUCAUUAAGAGUGGUGACGUCAUUAAGAGUGAUGACGUCAUUAAGAGUGGUGAGGUGAUGCAGGAUAACGGACAUGAGGAGGACAUAGCAAUAAUGUACCGUGAUGUUAACACUUGUAGUGAUAGGAAUGAGGAGCACAUAGCAAUAAUGUACCGUGAUGUUAACACUUGUAGUGGCAGUCCUGGCUCAGAUAGGAAUGAGGAGCACAUAGCAAUAAUGUACCGUGAUGUUAACACUUGUAGUGGCAGUCCUGGCUCAGAUAGGAAUGAUAUGAGAUGCAGUACUUUUAGAUCCGAACUAUCUGGAUCUCAGACGUUUUCGGAACUACACUUCUCAGAAGAAGAAGGAAACAAGACCCCAGAACCAACUUUCAGUGCAUCUCUUAAUGGGAGGGAGGAGAGGGGGCGGAGCCAUUAUGUUAACUUGCAGUACCACCAGGGAUACCAGCAGGAGGGAUCACAAGAAGAAUACAGUGAAGAAGAAAUGCCAUUAAAAAUAGAGGGAGACAGUGUACAGGGAGACAGUCUGCACGGUACAGACAGUCUGUUUGAGAGGAACAGUACCCAGGAGGAGGAGGAGGGUGAGGGUGAGAGUGUAGGGUGAGGGUGAGGGUGAGGAGGAGGGUGAGGGUGAGAGUGUAGGGAGUAGCAGGUGCUCUACUCCUGUUAUGAUACACCCUCUUCAGUUGGAGUACUCAGAGGAUCCCACCAACACGGCUGUUCUAAGCGAUAUAGCUUCAGUGAUGAGCGACCAAGAACCCACCACCGAGUCAACCGAUACUGUCGACUCUUCAAUAAGGAUGCUAGAAGAGGAGUUAGCUCCCUGGGAGGUGACACACAACAGUCUGUUAGCCACCACCAAGAUACUAGUACAACAGUUCACUCUUGUAAGGGACACUGUAGUAGCUCAACCCAACACUAGGU
Messenger RNA from Bolinopsis microptera, 5403 nucleotides. RefSeq lists its product as uncharacterized. Lineage: Eukaryota; Metazoa; Ctenophora; Tentaculata; Lobata; Bolinopsidae. The record is from RefSeq and is a predicted model, not a curated record. The transcript has 12 exons. The coding region runs from base 50 to 5083 and encodes 1677 amino acids. Gene Ontology annotation, biological process: cell migration; cell-cell adhesion. Gene Ontology annotation, cellular component: adherens junction; catenin complex. Gene Ontology annotation, molecular function: beta-catenin binding; actin filament binding.